AGCCCGAUGAACGGAGGGAGCGGGCAGGUUGGUAGGGAACCGACAUAUCUGAGAGGGUGAAGAGGUUCCUGGAGCACACACUGGAGAUGGUCACCCUGGAGACAGACUGCUUGUGAGGAAGAAAAGUGGGUGACCACUCAGAGGGGAUGGAAGACGAGACUGGAGGCAGAUCAUAUAGAUCCAUUGAGGAAGUUAACUUAUAGCACCUCCUCGGGAAGAUAUCUCAAAGACCUUCCCAGGAUUCGUUGUUACGUGUCAUGAGUGUGAGAUCUGUGGGCGCAUACAGCAACGUACUCAGAGAGCGUUGUAUUUCACAGAUUCUUGGGGGAACAGACUUAACAAAACAGAGGAGAAUUGUCAAGCGACCACAAUGAGAUUGGCAGGUGCACUCAAGACUAUCGUGGCUGCUGCACUGCUUCUGAUGGCACUUUAUUUCACUCUGCAAAUGUUAGAAAUCCGAAUAGAUCCAAAUUUAGGAGCGAUAUUUGCCAGAUCAGAAGUGGACGUGCGACCAACAAAACCACCCAGGUAUAAAUGUGGACUCGCAAAGCCUUGUCCUGAGAAGCAUUUUGCAUUCAAAAUGGCAAGUGGAGCAGCAAAUGUUGUCGGACCCAAGAUUUGUAUAGAUGACAAUAUAGUCAUGAGUGGUGUCAAAAACAAUGUGGGUCGAGGCAUCAAUAUAGCCACAGUCAAUGGUAAAACUGGUGAAUUGUUAGCCACUAAGACAUUUGAUCUGUGGAGUGCAGAUAUCCAGCCUUUCAACGAUUUCCUGAAGUCCUUAAAUGAUGGAACCAUUGUGUUUAUGGCUACAUAUGAUGAUAGUGCCACUAAGCUUACGGAUGAAUCCCGGAAGCUUGUGAGUGACCUGGGAAGUACGGCGAUCUUGAGCCUUGGCUUCAGGGACAACUGGAUUUUUGUGGGGGCAAAAGGAAUUAAAUCGAAAAGCCCGUUUGAACAGCACAUUAAGAAUAAUAAAGAUACAAACAAGUAUGAAGGCUGGCCGGAGGUUUUAGAAAUGGAAGGAUGUGUUCCUCAGAAAAAAGAUUAAAUAAUGAACACUGGAAAAUUCGGUAGCUAUUUAACCUUUCCCAACUUUCGUUUUUUUUUGUGUGUGUUUCCAAAUCCCUCUCUGUUCAUCUUUUGGUUUGCGUUCGUUUUGUUGAGAUGAAAGGGAGCCAUGAAAUGGGAAGUAAUCAACGUGGAGGGAAAUGCUCCGUGAGUCUACAAGGAGUUUUUCCUUCGUUUAAAUCGUCCACCGGCCCUUAUUGUUUAUGACGCAUUAGUCCGUACUUGGAAUGGGGAAAACAAGUCUUUCUUAGUAAAGCUCCACUUCUCCACCACUUGUACCCACUUCACAAACUCUUCCAUGCCAAUUGCAAGGCUUCGUUAUCAAAUUGUUUGUAAAUAAGUCGACCGCCUUCUGUUUUUCAUAAAAACAGAAUUAUUGUAGAAUGUUGAACUGUAUUGCAAUUUGCAUCUCUGCAAACAUACCGGAGAUGAUGGAAAAUUAAUUCUUUGAUGCAAAUUGUGACAUUUAGUGUCUUAAACACAAUCUUGGUGAGUUCAGAGCAAGAUGAAAGCUGUUAUCUUGCCACCACCUAUGCACUGAGCCUACACUGUUAAUUAUUAUUAUAUACUUAUACUAUUGCCAUCCUCUCCCCUGAAAGUUUUCAAAUUCUAAUUGUACAUUUCCAUUCAAAAUUAUGGUAUGUCUGAAUGUGCAGUUAACUGACAUUGGUGAUCGACAAGCAACAAUUGGGUUUGUUUCAGGAUCGUUGUCUUGUGAUUUUAAAAAAAUCUUCUCAUCAAUUUGGGGAUCAAAAUGGAUGCUGAUGUUUGAUUUGAUGGCGUCUUCAAACCAAAACAAUCUUCUGUUACUUCCACAGUGGAGCUUGUGCCUUUCAGCAGCUUUUACACAAAGCUUAUCAAUGUUAAACCCAGACGAAGAUGUGAGAAGCUUUGUUCUGAGCAAUAAUGGACUUUUUUUAAAUGAAAUGAUCGCAGACAAGAGUAAUUUGUGGUUUCUGUUGUGUAAAUAAUUCCUUCAUCUCAUCUGUCAUUUUUAUAUAAUAAAUAACUUGUGAACCCUGUGCAGGGAUAAGGAGUGCACUAUGCAUUUUAUUUUGCAAUGGCAUUUUUCAAAUGGAAACGUGGGGCUUUUUUUGCUUCCUUUUAAUUUGAAUUGCGAAAUUAAAUAUCAGCCUGCAGGAAUAGUCCAUCCGCUCAUUUGUUUUUAUGCUUGAUCGAAUCCUCUCCAUUUUGUGAAUAUUUGGGAAAUGUUGUGUUUUGAUACAGCCGUCUUUUUUCUAAUUGAAAGUCCCUAUGCCUUUUCUUUGUUUUUAGCUCAGGCGUUUUGGGCCAUUCAACACAAAGUGUUGCAUAAUGCGAAUUUAUGGUUGAAAUAUGUGUGGGUUUGAAUUCAAUGUACUUAAAGCAUAACACAAAAUUCUAAAUGCAAUCUAUGAUUAUUUCAUGCCACACAAAGAUAAAUGAAUAAAUAAAUAAAGCUAA
This is a messenger RNA of Callorhinchus milii (elephant shark), 2511 nucleotides long. Its product is annotated as FAM3 metabolism regulating signaling molecule C. The record is from RefSeq and is a predicted model, not a curated record. Lineage: Eukaryota; Metazoa; Chordata; Chondrichthyes; Chimaeriformes; Callorhinchidae. The coding region runs from base 371 to 1048 and encodes 225 amino acids. The transcript has 10 exons.